Cryphonectria parasitica EP155 is the source of this 679-nucleotide messenger RNA. RefSeq lists its product as uncharacterized. Lineage: Eukaryota; Fungi; Ascomycota; Sordariomycetes; Diaporthales; Cryphonectriaceae. The transcript has a single exon. The record is from RefSeq and is a predicted model, not a curated record. Bases 68 to 358 code for a protein of 96 amino acids.
GAUCCCCAGUUGGGAGCAUCGAAGCGACGCAGCGCAUCACGAUGCAUCUGCUACCCCGCCGCCUAUCAUGCGAAGGAAGGCUCCAGGAGUGCCCGUGGAUAUACAGACUGGUGAUAAGGAGAUGGGCCAUGCCGACACCUUUGCCGCGCGUGGUGCUGGCAGGUCCUCGACGCUGGCUUCUUCUUCUGGCCCUGGCCUGGGUGCUGGCCUAGGCAGGGCCAUGGCCGUCCAUGACGGCGGUGCGCCUCUGACACCAAGCGCUUACCAAACUCCUGACCAGGAAGAAACGAAUGCCCAGCCGAAUCAAGGCCAUGGAAGGAGGUGGUUUAACCUUGGCCGAGUCACGAAUCACAAAUAAGGCGGAGCAUAAUUAGUCAGUAGGCCGUAGGUUCUGCAAACAGAUGGGAUAGUUUAAGAGCAUCGGGACUCCGGUACUAUAUUGUCAUCAUGGUCUGCAUACUCAAAUGGAUAUAUACAUUUUCAUUUAGGAUGCAGGUGGUGAGAGGGUCGCCGGUGUAAUGUCAGGCACAGAGAGAAUGAAUAUCCUACAGUAUGACUGAGAAUAUUCUGGGUUGGGUCAAUCUUUUUUUUUUUUUUUGGUGGAGGGUUGGCUUGGUCAAGAAAUUGAAAGUGUAGGCUUCGAUACUGAUGAUAAUGGCAUGUCAUGAUAUCAUAUCAC